Molecule: messenger RNA, 882 nt
Organism: Brassica oleracea var. oleracea
Lineage: Eukaryota; Viridiplantae; Streptophyta; Magnoliopsida; Brassicales; Brassicaceae
Product: glutathione S-transferase T3-like
Exons: 1
Coding region: 1-882 (293 amino acids)
Source: RefSeq, a predicted model, not a curated record
AUGGAUUCAUUUUCUCAAUCUUCUAGCUUUAUAGAUCUCUUAAAUACUCAACAACAAAACACUCAACCUAGUUUAGAACCCUCUGCCUUGAAUGUCUCUUUCUUUGGUACACAAUGGGCUGAUGAUGUAAACUUGGAAGCUCACACUGUAGAAGACCGCAAAGAGAGACGGAACUGGACACCAACAGAGGACGUGGUGCUCAUCAGCGCUUGGCUGAACACUUCAAAGGAUCCGGUUGUUGGUAAUGAACAAAAAGCAAUUGCUUUUUGGAAAAUAAUUGCCGCUUAUGUAGCAGCAAGUCCAAAGCUUGCCGGUUUGCAAAAGAGAGAAGCAACUCACUGCAAACAGAGGUGGGGGAAGAUCAAUGAGGGAGUAUGCAAGUUCGUAGGCUGCUAUACUGCUGCAACAAAGGAGAAAUCAAGUGGCCAGAACGAGACUGAUGUGAUGAAAAUGGCUCAUGAGAUCUUCUUCAAUGAUUACAAGGCGAAGUUCUCCUUGGAGCAUGCAUGGUUGGAGCUUCGCCAUGAUCAGAAGUGGUGUGGAGUAUCGACUACUAAGGAUAAAGUGCAGUCUAAACGAAGGAAGCUAGAUGACCACUCAGCUCAAUCGUCAACCUCUGUGCCAGAAGAUGAUGAGCAAGCCUCACGGCCUGGUGGUGUUAAAGCAGCAAAAGCGAAGGCUAAAAGGUCUGCCAGCAAGCCGAGUUUGGAAGAGGAAGGAAAGGAGUUUCAGAGCUUUUGGGAGAUUAGGCAGCAAGACUUCGCCUUGAAAGAGAAGCUGAAUAAGCAGAAAUUGCUUGACUCCUUAAUUACCAAGACAGAGCCUCUUACUGAACUAGAAGUGGCACUGAAAAAUAAGCUUAUCAAUGACAUGUUAGCUUGA